Messenger RNA from Amphimedon queenslandica, 898 nucleotides. Its product is annotated as putative tRNA (cytidine(32)/guanosine(34)-2'-O)-methyltransferase. Gene Ontology annotation, molecular function: tRNA methyltransferase activity. NCBI's taxonomy places the organism in Eukaryota, Metazoa, Porifera, Demospongiae, Haplosclerida, Niphatidae. The transcript is spliced from 9 exons. The coding region runs from base 1 to 711 and encodes 236 amino acids. The record is from RefSeq and is a predicted model, not a curated record. Gene Ontology annotation, biological process: cytoplasmic translation; tRNA methylation. Gene Ontology annotation, cellular component: cytoplasm.
AUGGCUGAUGUUAACGUGUCAGCACAUGAAUCCACACAGUAUUCUUUUGAGACAUCUUGCGAUAGAACUGGUGAGGAACUUAAUUACUCUCCUUUAAAAGAUGAGCAGAUACAAGGAGAUAUCACUAAAGAAUUCACAGCAAAAGAGAUAACAUCUCAUUUUGAGGGCUCAUAUGCUGAUCUAGUUGUAUGUGAUGGAGCACCUGAUGUGACUGGCCUACAUGACUUAGAUGAAUAUAUUCAAUCUCACCUUCUACUUGCAGCUCUAAAUAUUACGACACAUGUAUUGAGUACUGGUGGUACUUUUGUUGCUAAGAUAUUUCGUGUGUAUUGUGUUAAACCCCGUAGCAGUCGUAAUUCAAGUAUUGAAUCAUUUGUCGUAUGUGUUAAUUAUAAUCCUCCAACUGGUUACAUACCGUCAAUGGACAAUCCACUUUUGCAGACUAACGCAUUCAACCUGUCAAGUUUACCAGAAGUCAAUAAAUCUGUUGUGCCAUUCAUAGCAUGUGGAGAUCUUAGUCAGUUUGACUCAGAUAUGACAUACCCUCUUGAAGAAGAUUGUUGUCUCCCUCCAGUGCAAGCUCCAAUUAAUCCUCCAUACAAGAUGGCAUGUACUAUGAAACAUGGUGACAUUACUAGUGCUAUGAAUAGACUGGGUUUAGAAGACCGUGAUGAUUCCUGUACAAUUACAGAUAAAAGCCAUGAGUUGUAAAUAAAAGAAUAAGCCAUUUCAUGUACAUGUAUUUUUCUCUAGUGUUUUUACCUUAUUUAAAAUUUUAUUUAUCCUUUUGGUUCUCGUGCACUCUCUCUCUAUCUCUUUUUAUUAACUGACUUUUAUUAUUAUGUCCAUGUGUGCUCUUUAGUCAUGGCCUCCUUUAGUGAUUAAAUCAAAAGUAAUG